Molecule: messenger RNA, 489 nt
Organism: Cylicocyclus nassatus
Lineage: Eukaryota; Metazoa; Nematoda; Chromadorea; Rhabditida; Strongylidae
Source: the annotation of a GenBank genome assembly
AUGUCAAGGUGGGAGAGCCUGCCUAUCAGCGAACAGCAGCAACGCUAUCUGGCGUCAACUACCACAACAACCACCCUGGAUCCCUUGGAACUUACGACACGGAGAGCCUUAGGAGGAUUGAUACGUCAAGAAAUGUCAGAAACAGGCCAGAAGAUAUGCUACUAUAAAAGCGGAGCCUCGAAUGAAUUCCCCAUUCCAUACCAGUGCGAAAUGGGAUGUUGUAACCAUGGUUGCUGUACAGUUGCAGACCUGGCAGCCCGAAGCAACUCAUUUGGCUGGGCCAUAGCUCUUUUAUCCAUUGUGCUGAUCACGAUAAUUCUCGCUUUGAUAGCCAUAUUCGCUGUUUAUGUUAUGAAUCGUCGAAAAGAUCAAGUGCUGAAAAGGCAAAUAGUUUAUGGUGGUGAAAGUUCUGCAGCUAGUCAGAUAAGCGGUCCGACUACUUACUAUCCACGCGACUACUGCAAUUCACAAAUCUUGAAGCAUUUCUAA